UGAAGGCGAUUAGGCUAACAGUCGACCAACGAUGCACUCGACCAAGUCAGCCCUGCUCCUGAUCGCUUUGGCCCUGAGUGCCAGCUGUGUGGUGUCCAGCCCGCAGCCGGAACUGGGAUUGGAGGAUCUCUGGGAUAGCCUCAACCGGACCGGUCAGGUAAUCAUCGAUGGCCUCGUGGACGCCACCAAGAAUGGAACGGCCAUCACAGAGGAGUUCCUCGAUACCGUGAAGAAUGCCACAUCGCAGUUCUCCGACGAGACGGUGCAGUUUGCCCAGAAAAUCGCCGAAGCCGUGCACAAGGCUGUCACCGAUGGAAUCACGGACUUCUCCUCCACUCUGCGGUCCGUCAUCGAUCGGCUGCGUGGUGGCAUUGAUCGGGUCAGGAAUGUCCUGAAGCGAAAGGCCUUGAAGGAUGCUCUGGCCACGCUCCAAAGCGUAGAUGCCGCCGUCUCCGAUCUCGAAGGUGCCGUGAACAACCUCUACGAUAAGAUGGAUGAAAAGAAGCAGGAAUAUGCCGCCGAAAUCCAGGAGAAGUGGGGCAACUGGGCUGCUGCCCAACUGGAGCGAGUGGAUCAGCAGACGAAUGGCGUUGGGAACGAGGAGGCCGAGGAGGUCAUCAAUGAGCUGGUGGACCGCUACUCCGGCUACCUGCAGAGCUGCGUGGAGGAGUUGCAGGUGCACCACGCCGUUUACGAGAAGAAUGUGCACCAGGCCAUUGCCAAGUACCAUAAUGCCACCAACGUUCUGAGCUCCAAGAUCGAGUCCUGUCUGCGCAGUCCCCUGGGAGUCCUCAGCUGCCAAAAUGGCAUCGGUCAGGCCCUCAAUGGACUCGACUCUGCUCCCUCGGAACUGGUCAGCCUUAAGCUCCAGGGCCUGCGACUCCUGGGCAUCGGUCUGGAUGCCAGCGGGUGUGUGGGCCAGACCCUGGCCGAACACGAACUGGAAAAGCCCAGUGUGGAGCGAAAGCUGAACGAGAUCAUCAAGCGGUAUCUUAACCAAAAGGGUUCCACCGUCGACGACGACUCAAGUUCCGAGGAGAAGCCUUCCACCGAUGGUGGAUCUGACGCGCAGGAAGAGGACAACUCCAGUAAUGAUGACAACUCCAGCGAUGACAACUCCAGUGAUGAUAACGAAUCCUAGUCGGAUUAAUCAAAUAAUCGUAUAGUAAUUAUUAGGUGUGGGGUAAAAGCAGCAUAAUAAAUUUUUCUUUAAUGCAACAAAAAA
Messenger RNA from Drosophila elegans, 1225 nucleotides. RefSeq lists its product as uncharacterized. The transcript has a single exon. Lineage: Eukaryota; Metazoa; Arthropoda; Insecta; Diptera; Drosophilidae. The record is from RefSeq and is a predicted model, not a curated record. Bases 32 to 1141 code for a protein of 369 amino acids.